AUGGCACCAGAUUGGUCCAAGCCAUUUAAGAUCAUGUGUCACGCAAGUGGUGUUGCCCUUGGAGCUGAUUUGGGGCAAAAGAGGGGCAAAUUGUUUCAUGCAAUCAAUUAUGCUAACAAAGCUCUGAAUGGAGCUACAAAAAACUACACUGUCACCCAACAGGAAAUCCUUGGUGUAGUGUAUGCUUUUGAGAAAUUUAGAGCUUAUCUUCUUGGAACCAAGGUCGAAAUAGUUGCCUUGUUUGAUAAUGAAGGGAAGAGAGUUGUUGCGUUUCUUAAGAAACAAAAUAAAAGAGAGGCUCUUAUACUCUCCCAGUCUGAGGAGGAGAGUGAGAGUACCUCAAGCAGUACAAGUUCAAGCCCUGAUAAAGCCACUGUUGUUGCAACUCAACCAUCGCCUGUAGAGGGUAAUACUAAAACUGUAAACGUGGAGGAUCAAAUGGAAGUUCGUGAUGUUGUAGCUGAACUGGAGGGUGAUAAUUUUAUUAGGUAG
Messenger RNA from Capsicum annuum, 492 nucleotides. RefSeq lists its product as uncharacterized. The transcript is spliced from 3 exons. The record is from RefSeq and is a predicted model, not a curated record. NCBI's taxonomy places the organism in Eukaryota, Viridiplantae, Streptophyta, Magnoliopsida, Solanales, Solanaceae. Bases 1 to 492 code for a protein of 163 amino acids.